AUGCAGCCCUUCACCAUCCCUGUUCAAAUUACACUCCAGGGCGGCCGGCGGCGCCAGGGGAGGACAGCCUUCUCUACCUCAGGGAGGAAGAGAAAUAUAUACCACAAUGGUGGAAAUCCACUAGAUGUGUGCAAGAAGCUGCCUUCCAGCGCUGGAGAGGACCGAGCCAUACUGUUAGGGUUUGCAAUGAUGGGCUUCUCCGUUCUAAUGUUCUUCUUGUUUGGAAUAACCAUCCUAAAGCCUUUCCUGCUCAGCACUCAGAGAGAAGAAUCGAACUGCACUAUCGUCCACACACAUAUCAUGGAUGACUGGAUGGACUGUGCUUUCACCUGUGGCACGGACUGCCAAGGUCAGGGCAAGUACCCAUGUCUUCAGGUGUUUGUGAACCUCACCCACUCAGGUCAGAAAGCUCUCCUGCAUUAUAAUGAAGAGGCUGUCCAGAUAGAUUCCAAGUGCUUUUACACACCUAAGUGCCAUGGAAAUAGGAAUAAUUUGCUGGACAGUGCUCUGGACAUAAAGGAAUUCUUCGACCACAAAAAUGGGACCCCCUUUUCAUGCUUCUACAAUCCAGAUGGCCAAUCUGAAGAUGUCAUUCUCAUAAAAAAGUAUGACCAAAUGGUUAUCUUCCAUUGUUUAUUUUGGCCUUCGCUGACGCUGCUAGGUGGUGCCCUGAUUGUUGGCAUGGUGAGAUUAACACAGUACCUGUCCCUACUAUGUGAAAAAUAUAGCACUGCACCCAGAGGUGGGAUAGGUGGCAAAGUACCUUAUAUGAAACAGCAUCAAUUCAAAGUGUGGAGUGUGGGGAGGAGCAAAGGAAGGAGCAGAGAAACCUUAAGAUGGUGGCCAAAUUAAUGCCCUAGCUUUUAGAUACCUGCAAUUUCUGCACUUGAGGACCUAAUUACAACUGCUUGCAGGCUAACCAAAAGGCAAAUUUAGGUAUGAUAUGGGAAAGAAAAAAAAUUAAAAAGUCUCAUAUACAUAUUCCACAAAUUUUGUUAAUACAUACAGAUUCACCAUCUUUUCUACUCCAACUCUCUUUCCACAUGAGCCAAGGAAGCACUUUUUGUUCCCACAUGGCAAAAUGAGCUCUAGGUAGUUAUCUUUUACCUAAUUUCAGCUCUAGAUAAAAUUUGUCAAUGUGGAAAUAAUCGAUAAGGGUAUCAAACCUACUGAGCAGUGAACAAUCAACCUAGUUCUAUGCAAUAUAGUUCACAUUAAAACAUUUCUCAAAAAAAUUCUUGAAGAACAGUUCAUUCUCUAGAGGAAGACAGUAAUUUCAGAAAAUGUGGACCUACCAUUUUACUUCACCAUUCAUGAUAAAGGAAGAAAGCCGCUGCCUAGAAAAUUCACUAAGUUUAGAGUUAUCUAUACUUAACUUUGCCAUGUACCAUGUAAUAUUUCUUUCGGCAACAUUUUUUCUCGUUAAUUAUGCUUUCCGUAAGCUCAUUGUAUUCUUUGUGCAUGCACAUGCUGAUGAGAGUGGAAGAGAUGGCUAGAAAUGUGUUAAGUAAGGAGAAGCCAUCCUGGAUGCAACUUAAGAUUCAUCUCAGAUAAUCUGGAUACUCAACACCUGUCCAUAUUUUAAUUGAUGAAUCGACCAGGUUAUUAAAUAAUGAAUGUCACAAGACUCUCCAAUAAGUGCUGUCCAGAUUAAGCUGAAUGAGUUGAAAAGUUUGUUUGAAAACCAAUGUGACUCAAAGUAUUUUUAAAAUUUCACCCCCCCACCCAAAAAUGUUACAUCAUGGACCAUAGAAUGAGACAUUCUUUAAAGCAAUUUUUAUAUGUAGAUGUAAUCAAACCAGAAACUUUGAUUCUAAGCCAAUUUAAUGCUUUUUAGAAAUUAAUUUUAAGCCACAAAUUACUAAAUAAAUUGAAUAAUUAAAUAGAGCAACAGUGAUUUGACCAGUAAUGAACAAUUUUGGAGUUUUCUUCUUGUCCUAGUGUGAAAUAGUGAAGAGAAUAUGUGUCUCAGAUGAGGAUUUAUUUGAGCUCGAAGGCCAUAAUUACAGCUUUUUAGAUAUGUAUCCUUGGGCAAUUCGACCGACUUGUUUGAGCCUCUCUCUUCAUCUAUAAAAUGGUGAUAAUCUCUUCUUUCAUGGGGUUAUUUUAGGGAAUAGAGUAGGUGAAACACCUAGCUUAAUUUCUGGCACAUAAUAGAUGUGUUUUAAAAUGUUAGUAGAAAAAAAAAAUCUUUUGCUGUUUUAAUAUCCUGUCAGCCUUAUCCCUCUUCUGGGUAUGUACACAAAGAAAAUGAAAUCAGUACCUCUAAGAGAUAGCUGCACUCCCAUGUUCACUACAGCAAGAUUCACAGUAGUCAAGAUCUGGAAAAAACUUGUGUCCAUUGACAGAUGAAUAAAGAAAUUAUGAUUAUAGACAUAUAAUGUAUGUAUAUAUACAUAUACACAUAUAUAUAAUGGAGUAUUAUUCAGCCUUUAAAAAGGAGAUCCUACUAUUUGCAACAAUAUAGAUGAACCUAUAGGGCAAUAUGCUACAUAAAAUAAGGCACAGAAAGGAAAAAAAACCCACAUUUCACGUAUAUGUGGAAUCAAAAAAUUUGAAUAUAUAGAAAGAGAGUAGAAUGGUGGUCAUCAGGGGUAAGGAGGUGGGGGAGAUGGGAAGAUGUUGAUUAAAGGGUACAAUAAAUUUUAAACCCAUCUAAUAAUAAGCAGUUCUUGGGAUUUUUCUCCUAACAAAUUCAAAACCACUAAUUUGAAACCUAGAAUGUGUGAAAGUGUGAAAACUAAAGUUUCAUUUACUACAGUUUUCCAUUCAUAGAGUGGCUACUUGGUUCAUCUCAGGAAAGACAGACUUUAUGCUUAGAGAACAAAGUCAAUUUAGAACAAUGUUAAUUCAAAGUCAUUCAAAGCACCUGACAAAUAAAGAAAAUUUAAGCAAUUAUUUGCUCUUAAUUGCUUAGCAGUUCUAAGUAUCAAUGCCCACAUGCAUUAUGGGUCCAAGAAAAGCCCAAACUUACUUUUUGCAAGGCUUACAACAACUGAAAGCAAAAACAGUUUGCUUCUAACUUAACUCUUCUUUUAUGUCUGGUCUUCAGCUGACUUGGAAAAAAGUCUACUUGUAUAUACAAACGCAUUCAUACAUGUAUGUGUAUACAUAUAUUUCUGCUUGAAAUACAAGCAUAUAAUUAUGCUUAAAGGGAGUUAAUAUUUAAAGAGGUAUUUCUAUAAUAUUCAUCAUUUUACUGGGGCAGAAAAAUUAGCUUUAAGACAUAAUAGUUUCAGGUUUUCAUUCAAUUAUUCUGUCAUCAUUGAUAAGAACUCGAAUUCAGCUAAUUUGAUUAUUAGCAACACUGGUUUGCUUUUAAGUCCUCAAAAGAAAUAGCAAAAUAUAAUUAUCACAGUUUUUAAAACAUACAGUACACUAAGGAUUGUUUGGACACAAGUCAAAGUAAUUUUUUUUUU
Messenger RNA from Pteropus alecto (black flying fox), 3419 nucleotides. RefSeq names its product potassium calcium-activated channel subfamily M regulatory beta subunit 3 (gene KCNMB3). Gene Ontology annotation, molecular function: calcium-activated potassium channel activity; potassium channel regulator activity. The record is from RefSeq and is a predicted model, not a curated record. Bases 1 to 852 code for a protein of 283 amino acids. Gene Ontology annotation, cellular component: voltage-gated potassium channel complex; membrane. Gene Ontology annotation, biological process: potassium ion transport; detection of calcium ion. The transcript is spliced from 4 exons. NCBI's taxonomy places the organism in Eukaryota, Metazoa, Chordata, Mammalia, Chiroptera, Pteropodidae.